AUGAAUAUAGCUAUUGUAGUUCAGCUUAUCUUGUUUCAUAUUGUUGUUUUACGUUCAAGUCAUCAUGACCAUAGCCAUAAUGUCGAAACACCACAUUUCAAAUACAGUCGUGAAGCUAAUGAACAGUCAGUCCAUGAGAAUCAUAGGUAUUCCCACCAUCAUGAUCAUAAUAAUCAUCAUCAUCACCAUGAUCAGCAAAGUCAUCAUCAUGAACAUUCGGAAAGUCAUCGCAGUGCUCGUGACAAAUAUUUUCAUGAGAAAGAACAUCAUCAUGCACAUCUCACCGGAGAGAGCGAUCGUCAUCAUCAAAAGUAUAGCAAAACAAGUCAGAAAAAUUAUAAGCCUUACGAUCCAAAUGGGAUUCUAUCUUUCAUGAAUGAUUUUCGAACACGUCUUUGGGUGUACAGUAUUGGAUCAACAUUGCUAAUCAGCUUUAUGCCAUUCGUUUUCUUAUCGCUUAUACCGUUAAAGGCGAACACUGCAGAAAAUGAAUCAAUGCUGAAAAUCCUUUUGAGUUUUGGUUCUGGUGGUUUAUUGGGUGAUGCAUUCCUUCAUUUGAUUCCACAUGCACAACCUUCUCAUCAUAAUGGUCAAAGUUCGCAUUCGGAUUCGUACGCACAUGAUGAUUUCCGACAUUCACAUGAGCCGCAUGACAUGACUGUUGGAAGUUAUGUACUAGCUGGAAUAUUAACAUUUCUGACAGUUGAGAAGCUUGUACGUAUUCUACGAAGUGAGUACAUAAUUCAUUCUCAUUCACAUGGAAAUGGUUCAUCAUCUUCAGAUGAUCAAAAGAAGAUUGGGAAGCAGCAUAAGGCUGACCGAGUUAGUAAGGAAAAGAAAUCGUAUGUUUCAUCAACAGAAGAAAGUUUGCAUAGCUGUUCCGAUGACGAGCACAAACAUCUGAUAGAAAAAACAAGCGAUGUAACGGGAUUCAAAGUAGCAGCAUAUUUAAACAUGGUUGCAGAUUUUGCGCAUAAUUUCACUGAUGGUUUAGCAAUUGGUGCGUCAUUUUAUGCUGGCACAACAAUUGGUGUUGUAACAAUGAUUACUGUGCUCGUACAUGAGAUACCGCACGAAGCUAUGUCUGUUCAACUUUUGACAGCUCUGGGUGCUCUUACUGGUUGCGUUUUGUCGUUAUGUUCAACAAAUGCUGAUGAAUUAUCCGAUACAGCUUCAUCAAGUUGGAUAUUGCCUUUCACUGCCGGUGGAUUUAUCUAUAUUGCCACAGUAACAGUUAUACCAGAACUGCUUGAAAAUACUUCUGUUUGGCAAAGCAUCAAGGAAGUAGUAGCCUUGUUAACUGGAAUAGCGCUCAUGUUUCUCAUUGCUGCAUAUGAAUGA
Molecule: messenger RNA, 1341 nt
Organism: Brugia malayi
Lineage: Eukaryota; Metazoa; Nematoda; Chromadorea; Rhabditida; Onchocercidae
Gene: Bma-zipt-7.2
Product: putative Ke4-like protein H13N06.5 in chromosome X, putative
Exons: 9
Coding region: 1-1341 (446 amino acids)
Biological process (GO): zinc ion transmembrane transport; intracellular zinc ion homeostasis
Cellular component (GO): membrane
Molecular function (GO): zinc ion transmembrane transporter activity
Source: RefSeq, a predicted model, not a curated record